This is a messenger RNA of Mytilus californianus (California mussel), 1158 nucleotides long. RefSeq names its product BTB/POZ domain-containing protein 6-like. The record is from RefSeq and is a predicted model, not a curated record. NCBI's taxonomy places the organism in Eukaryota, Metazoa, Mollusca, Bivalvia, Mytilida, Mytilidae. The coding region runs from base 46 to 969 and encodes 307 amino acids. The transcript is spliced from 3 exons. Gene Ontology annotation, molecular function: protein binding.
AUUUUACUUCCUGUUUGAAAAUUGUCAUACCUUGUUUUCUUUUAGAUGACAAUGGAAGCUCAAACUGAUUGGCAGAUAGGAAAAUCACUGUCAGAUCGUAUGAAAUACAUGUUAGAUAAUCAGCUGAUGUGUGACGUCACAUUCCAUGUUGGAUCAGACAAGUCACCAAUCAAAGCCCACAAGUACAUGCUGGCGAGUGCUAGCCCUGUAUUCUACAGCAUGUUUGAAGGACCCCUAUCAGAAAAGGGUGAUGUUGAUAUUGCAGACAUUACUCCAGAAUAUUUUAUUAUGAUGUUACAGUAUAUAUACACCGAAAAAAUAGUAAUAGACGCUAAAAACAUCAAAGGGCUUCUGUAUGGAUCAGAAAAGUAUAUGUUACAAACUCUGAAAGAUAAAUGUAAUGAAUUCUUAUCUUCAAGUGUAGAUGGCGAUCACGCAUGUGUCGUAUUGCAAACAGCACAUGACUUCCACAUGAAAGAUCUGGAAGAAGAAGCACUGAAUUUUAUUUUAAAGAACGGAAGUGCUAGUUUAGAGUCCGACGAUUUCUUACAUUUAUCUGGUGACUGCCUUAAAUUGAUCUUAGCUUCUGACCAACUGUUUUGCGAUGAAACAACAGUUUACCAAAGAAUGGUACAAUGGGCGAAACUGCAAUGCGAGGAGCAAUCUAUACCGACGACUGAUGAGAACGUUAGGAAGUCUCUCGGUGAUUUGUUAUACCUCAUACGUUUCCCGUGUAUGACACCAAAAUACUUCACGAAUGAAGUUUCAUCUCAGGAAAUACUUACCGACAAGGAGAAGGUUGGAGUAUAUGAACAUUUCAACGGCAAACAAACUGAUAUUUUUAUCUCAAAGCACAGAAAAAACCAUAUUCAUAAUGAACAAUAUGAAGAAGAGAUUCCACAAUUUGAAGAAGAGAUUGAACAAUUUGAAGAAGAGAUUGAACAAUAUGAAGAAGAAAUUGAUUGGUAGGUCCGGGGACACAGUUAUCGUUCUUUGAUUUUCAAAUAGAGUCCUUAGACUGUGGACAGUGUAUUUCUUGCAAUUUUUUUUCAUACAGCUUUCAAAUUUAUUUCUUUAUAUUUUAUGCAUAAAAUAGUAAGUAAGGGGACAAAAUAAGAUGUAAAAAAAUGGGGGGCAUGAUUUUAAAGGUAAAGUAGU